AUGCACCAUCAGGGCUCCCAGCACACAAGUUCGUCUGGCUCCGGCCAGACCUCGAGCUCCCAGUCUGGACAGUACCACCAAAACGAACCUCGCACGCCAUAUGGUCCGCGAUACCAGCAAUCCACCAACCCAACCUCCUGUGAAAGCAGCAAUCUGAGUCUGAACCACAUGUUCAAUCGUGUGCAUGCACAGAGCUCUCGCUCCAAGUACAGUGGCUCAAAGAACAACUCUUCCGCUCAAAUGAACACGAGUCUGGACUGGUCGAAUGCGAAUCGUGCCUACAACAGCCCUUUCAUCCUGUUUCCCAACUCAACUGUCUUCAAUGGUGUUCCGACCGUGCCUUCGUUUGUUCCCAACACUGUACCUGGCCAGAAUGAUCAGAUGAGCCAAGUAUCCUACCUUUCACCUGGUAUCUACCCAAAUGUCGGACCCAUGAUGGCUGGUGCUUAUUCUUCCUGGCCUUAUGUGAUGAGCUACGAUGUGCAAGAUGGAAAGAACAUCAAGCAACAAGGUGUCUGGAACGUCACCGACGCCCAGAACGGAGCCCAAAUUGAGAACGCGAACCAAUUUCAAUACUACGCUUCCCCAUACGUUUCCUCCAUUGAUGGUAGCUCCAUGUCAUCAAUCGGGGCUUAUUCUUAUGGCAGCAUCGCUUCUCAGAUUGGGUCGCUCUCACUCCCUCUUCAAAUGAUGAAGACGCCAAAUGGAUAUGUCGUUCAAGAUCUGGAGGCCAUCACUCAACAAGAGCCUGCCAUCCCCCGCGCUGUUCCUGCCAUGUGGACCAACCCCUCGGAGCUGACACUGGCGAAGUGCCUGGAGAACCGUGAGGGCAUUACAAAUGUCUACAUUCGUGGAUUUCUCCCUGAGACCUCCGAUGAGAUGCUCCAUGCUUAUGCUGCUCGGUUCGGCAAGAUUGAGCGCUGCAAGGCUAUUGUCGAUCUGGAUUCCAGUCUCUGCAAAGGCUUCGGGUUCGUUCAGUAUUACAACUUUGAGUCUUGCGAGAACUGUAUCCGGGGCUUCUUCUACCUGGGAUACCAAGCCAGCUUUGCUCAAAAGUCUCGCAACUCUCGGUUGAAGGAUCUCGAGGACAAGUCUUCUACCAAUAUUUAUUGUACCAACAUUCCAAUUGACUGGACAGAGGCCGACCUUCGACGUCACUUCGAGCCAUGGCGUGUGAUUUCGGAGAAAAUCAGCCGGGAUGAGAAAACAGGUGUGAGCAAGGAAGUGGGAUUUGCACGAUUCGAGAACCGCGACGUUGCAGAAAAGGUUCUGAUUGAAUUCCACAACGUCGCCAAGGAGGAUGGAGUGAAGUUGCUCUUGCGCUUCGCUGAUACCAAAGCCCAGAAGAUCUUGAAGCAGCAAAGCAAUGAGCGUCGGGCUUACCGCGCUGGAGAGUACAACUACUCGGUGGAGGUGGUGCAGGGAUCUACUCCCUCCCCCACGAUGCGACGUGGCUCUCAUCUCACACCCAACUCUCAAGUCAGCUACGUCUCCCCAGCCGGGGUUGGCUCUAACUGGACCCCGGCCACUACGAUCUCCCCAUGUCACCCACACAUGAAGAAAGCUCCUAGCAGCGCCCGAGAUAGCUCGUUGUCGUCCCGAAGCCUCAAUGCUCUCGAUGCCACACCUGCUCGUCGGGGCCGAGCUCUUUCUCUGGGUCGUCGCUCUUGCACUGAUCUUUCCGGUGGCUCAUCCAAGACUGUUGUGCCAGGGAACUCGACGGAGUCUCACUCAUACGCUUCCACCCCUCGCAAGGAGAACUCCAGACCCCGAUCCUCCUCUGCCGACUCGGCUCCCAUGAUUAUUCUCUCCCCUGUCCGCUAA
Penicillium brevicompactum is the source of this 1824-nucleotide messenger RNA. RefSeq lists its product as uncharacterized. The transcript has 5 exons. The record is from RefSeq and is a predicted model, not a curated record. The coding region runs from base 1 to 1824 and encodes 607 amino acids. Gene Ontology annotation, cellular component: cytosol; ribonucleoprotein complex; nucleus. Gene Ontology annotation, molecular function: poly(A) binding; mRNA 3'-UTR binding; poly(U) RNA binding. NCBI's taxonomy places the organism in Eukaryota, Fungi, Ascomycota, Eurotiomycetes, Eurotiales, Aspergillaceae.